GUGGAUGCAAACACAGCCUAUUUCGAUUAGAAAAUAUGAAAAACACGAAAGAAUUCGACUCAAAAUAACAGAUGAACGAGAUGCCAUACAAAAGAAAACUUUUACAAAAUGGGUAAAUCAACAUUUAUCAAAAACAAAUAAAGUGGUUGAAGAUUUAUUCUUUGAUUUGAGGGAUGGAAGGAAUUUAAUUGAUUUACUUGAAUUAUUAUCUGCCGAAAAUUUGUCAAGAGAAAAUGGAAGGACUCGCUUUCAUCGAAUUCAAAAUGUCCAGUCUUGCUUGGAAUUUUUGAGACGUCGAAAUAUAAGAUUGGUUAAUAUUAGGCCUGAGGAUAUUGUUGAUGGAAAUGGAAAGUUAACACUUGGACUUAUUUGGGUAAUAUAUAUUUUUGGGGAUGUUUUAACACAAUUAAACUAUUUUUAAAAAAUUAU
This is a messenger RNA of Meloidogyne enterolobii, 429 nucleotides long. NCBI's taxonomy places the organism in Eukaryota, Metazoa, Nematoda, Chromadorea, Rhabditida, Meloidogynidae. The record is from the annotation of a GenBank genome assembly.